Molecule: messenger RNA, 923 nt
Organism: Elaeis guineensis (African oil palm)
Lineage: Eukaryota; Viridiplantae; Streptophyta; Magnoliopsida; Arecales; Arecaceae
Product: ethylene-responsive transcription factor ERF109
Biological process (GO): ethylene-activated signaling pathway; regulation of DNA-templated transcription
Molecular function (GO): DNA binding; DNA-binding transcription factor activity
Source: RefSeq, a predicted model, not a curated record
CGGUCUUUCCACUCCCAGUUCUGUUCCAAGCUCAGACGGACACCCUGAAUGGUCCUUAAGCGAGUCCUCAGUUUCCAUUCCCAAGUUCCCAGCAAAACCCACCGCCAGAAGAAAGAAGGAGACUUCGAGAUGUCGCCGCCCCUCCCCUUCUUCUCCCGGCUCACCCGAGAGCAGGAGUCCGCCAUCGUCGUCUCCGCCCUCGUCCACGUCAUCUCCGGCGGCACCACUCCCCCACCUGAACUGCCGCUUCCCGACACAUGCCGGCUCUGCAGCAUCGACGGCUGCCUGGGCUGCGACUUCUUCAUCUCGGCGGAAGAGGAGGCGACGACGACGACGAUGCAAGGGGAAGCAGUGAAGGUUGACAGCAGCUGGCCAAGGAAGAGGAAGAAGAAGAACAUGUACAGGGGAGUGAGGCAGCGGCCGUGGGGGAAAUGGGCGGCGGAGAUCCGGGAUCCACGGCGGGCGGUGCGCAAGUGGCUCGGGACAUUCGACACGGCCGAGGAGGCAGCGCGGGCCUACGACCUCGCUGCGAUCGAGUUCCGAGGGGCCCGGGCGAAGCUCAAUUUCCCGCUCCCAGAGCAAUUGCCGGCCGACGAAGCUCGUGAUUGUCCCCAGACCACGGCUCCUUCGCCCUUCGAUCAGCAGCACGAGCGCGGAGUGCAGCAAGGGGGAGCACGAGAUCAGGGGCAGGAGAUGGGGGAGUUGUGGGAUGGGUUACAGGAUUUGAUGGCGCUGGACGCCGGCGAACUCUGGACUGAUAUCGGAGCCGUCCUUCCUGAUCGUCCACAUUACUCCUAGCAGUCGUUCGAUUCGAUCACAAAGAUUAUUUUAUUCGUUGUAAUUUUUUACAGAUUUGUGUAAUAAUAAUUAGAGAACAAAUUAAAUUACCUUCUCGAGUGAAAAAUAUUACAAAGAUUUGGAUA